Molecule: messenger RNA, 3246 nt
Organism: Effrenium voratum
Lineage: Eukaryota; Dinophyceae; Suessiales; Symbiodiniaceae
Source: the annotation of a GenBank genome assembly
AUGUCCGGGUCCAACCCAGAUCGGGGAGAAAUUGUUGCACGGACCCUCGCCGAUGUGGGCCUUGAAGGGCUUGGCGAGCGCUACCCUCACACCCUGUCAGGCGGUCAGCAGCAACGGGUCGCUCUUGCCCGUGCGCUCGCGCCAGCCCCCUCUGUGAUCCUGUUGGAUGAACCCUUUGCCAGCAUUGAUGUGACACGACGACGGCAGCUCCGCGAACAUGCGCGCCUUGCCCUCAAACAAUCGGGUGCGAUCACCAUCAUGGUGACACAUGACCCGGACGAAGCCCUGGACAUGGCGGACAAAAUUGCCGUGAUGGAUGACGGCCGUAUCCUGCAAUGCGGCGAGCCAUUUGAGCUCUACAACGCAUCUGAAGAACUCAACAUUUAUUCCGCCCGGCACUACGACACGGACCUGAUGCUCUAUGAGCGUUUUACCGAAGAGACAGGCAUCAAGCUCAAUCUGAUCGAAGGCAAGAGUGAAGAACUGUUGGCCCGCCUGACACAAGAAGGUGAGUUCAGCCCCGGCGACGUUCUCCUCACUGUUGAUGCGGGUCGCCUGUGGCGCGCGGAAGAAGCCGGGCUGUUUGCUCCCAUCGCGUCGACACUGGUUGAAGAGCGCGUGCCAGCCCAUCUCAGGCAUCCGGACGGGUUGUGGUUUGGCAUUUCAAAGCGCGCACGUGUGGUGAUUUACAAUAAGGAUGCGGGUGCGCCUCAAGGCCUCACCAAUUACGCCGAUCUGGCGGACCCUUCCCUCGCGGGCCAGGUUUGUGUGCGGUCGUCGAGCAAUAUCUACAACAUCUCCCUUCUUGCCUCGAUUGUGGCCCAUGACGGCGCAGAGGCAGCGGAAGCCUGGACCGAGGGUGUUGUCGCCAAUUUCGCCCGCGCGCCUCAGGGCAAUGACACAGCGCAGAUCCGUGCGGUUGCAGCUGGAGAGUGCCGCGUAGGCAUUGCCAACACGUACUAUGUUGCACGCCUCAUGCGAUCAGAAGACGAGGCUGACCUAGCUGUCGCUGACAAGAUCGGUGUGAUCUUCCCGGAACAAGAGACCCGCGGAACCCAUGUUAAUAUUUCCGGUGCCGGGCUGCUUGCUUACGCUCCUAACAAGGACAAUGCGGUUCGGUUUCUGGAAUUUCUGACCAGUGACUGGGCACAGAAGGUGCUCGCUGACGGUAACAAUGAAUAUCCCGCUGUCGCCAGUGUUGAUGCAGAAGGCCCCGUAACGGCUCUGGGUACCUUCAAAGAGGACGAGAUCAACGCCUCUGCCCGGGCGCAGGCUCGCCAAGCGCGGCUGACGAAACCGGCCGGGUCUCUGGGACAGCUGGAAGAUAUUGCGAUCCAGCUUGCAAGCCUCAGCAAUAGGGAACGGCCCUCUGUCUCCACGCCUCAUAUUUUGAUCUUCGCUGGUGAUCACGGCAUUACCGCGGAAGGCGUUUCAGCCUAUCCGUCCGAAGUCACCGCUCAGAUGCUCGCAAAUUUUGUGACAGGCGGUGCUGCCAUCUCUGUUCUCGCGCGAGAACAAGGCGCGGCGCUGCAGGUUGUCGAUGUGGGCACCUUAGCGCACAACGUGCCGCAUGGCGUGCAUGCUGACAAGAUUGCCCACGGUACAGAAAAUUUUCGGCGCGGCGACGCCAUGAGCGAAGAUGAGCUGUUCCACGCAUUGGGUGCCGGACGGAACGCAGGAGCGCGUGCCAUUGGCGAAGGGGCCGACCUGCUUCUGCUCGGUGAGAUGGGUAUCGGGAACACCAGUGCAGCAAGUGCUGUCGCAGCAGCCCUCACUGACGGAAACGUCGCUGCACUUGCUGGUGCGGGAACCGGUCUUGAUGCCGACGGCAUCUCUCACAAGACCCGCGUCAUUGCGGAGAGCCUUGCCUUCCACAAGCUGGAUGCCGGGAACGCUAACGCGCAGCGAUCACCGCUGCACAAGCGCGUGUGCCCGUCUUGGUUGAUGGGUUCAUUUGCACAGCCGCCAUGCUCGCAGCUGUCAGUGCAAACCCGUCUAUUCGUCCUUGGCUUCUUUUCUCCCACCGAUCUGCGGAAAGCGGUCAUGCACGGGUGCUUGAUGCGCUUGAUGCCAAUCCGCUUUUUGAUCUGGGUCUUCGUCUUGGAGAAGGCAGCGGCGCCGCUCUCGCACUUCCUCUUCUUCGGCUUGCCUGCUCUCUUCAUAAUGAGAUGGCGACGUUUGACAGUGCCGGCGUAUCCGUUGGUGCUCUGGAGUGGAUCGCUGAUUGAUCCCUGGGUGGGUGCGGUGCUGACGCUUGGGGCGUGGGCAUUUGUCACCGGCGCACUUCAUCUUGAUGGUCUGUCGGACCUCGCUGAUGCGCUGGGCGCUGCGCACGCAGAUGAAACACGCUUCCAUGAGGUCCUGAAAGAUCCCCAUAUCGGUACGUUUGGCGUCGUAAGCCUGAUCGUGCAAUUGGCCGUGAAGCUUGUGCUCCUGAUACUGAUCGCCGAGCAGGAGCUCUUUUGGGUUUUGAUCCCGCUGUGCGCCUGGGCACGGCUUGGCCCGCUUUUCUGGGCCCAGUACCUGCCGGUCCUGCGUCCGCAAUCCACUGAAGCACAGGGCAUGGGGGAGCGGUUUUCGUGGGAGAUCAACUCGGUUACGCCUUGGGCAUGGGCUGCCCUUCUUCUCGCGAGUGCCUGGGGCGCGCCUGCCUUUCUGGCAGCGCCCUUCAUCCUUCUGGUUUGGGGGGCUUACUUACAGGUACGAUUGAAGGGCCAGACCGGUCCUUUCGCGGCUCUCAUUCUCGGCGGUGCGCGGUCGGGCAAGAGUCGGUACGGCGAAGGCCUUGUGACAGAUGCCUCGGGUGAUUUGGUCUAUGUGGCAACAGCCGAAGCCCGCGAUGAUGAAAUGGCGGAGCGCAUCACCCAUCAUCAGAGCCGCCGUGGAACAGACUGGCGAUUGAUUGAAGAGCCCCUCGAUCUGUCAGGCGUCCUGCGCAAUCAGGUGAGUGACAAAGACAUCGUUCUCAUCGACUGCCUGACGCUCUGGCUGGGCAAUCUGAUGGAGGCAAAAGAAGACAUUGCUUCCGCCACCUCCAACCUAUUGGCCGCGAUCAAAGCCUGCCCUGCGCGGCUUGUGUUCAUCUCAAAUGAGGUGGGUCAGGGUAUCGUGCCGGACAAUGCACUGGCACGGCAGUUCCGAGACGAAGCGGGGUGGCUGCAUCAAUCCUUGGCGGCAGAAAUCGAGGCUGUCCUUCUCGUGAUGGCGGGUCUUCCUCUUAUCUUGAAGGCUCCGCAGCAAGACUAA